Exophiala mesophila is the source of this 1135-nucleotide messenger RNA. RefSeq lists its product as uncharacterized. The transcript has a single exon. The record is from RefSeq and is a predicted model, not a curated record. The coding region runs from base 250 to 1080 and encodes 276 amino acids. NCBI's taxonomy places the organism in Eukaryota, Fungi, Ascomycota, Eurotiomycetes, Chaetothyriales, Herpotrichiellaceae.
ACAACUCUUCCAAUCCAGCCUCAUAGUCCAUCACUUCCAUCAUAUCGUCCAAGACUAUCCAGGCAGAAAUCAAUGGUAUGCUUCAGGUCGCGUGACCUUCAAGAACCAAGCUCCCUAUCUAGUGGAGAGACAAAUCACAAGAUGCGAAUACGAGGAGUCGGGCAUCACUGAAUCAUAUCUUUUAUCGCUCAAGGUAUUAACCACAACUUGUCCCUAUGGUCGUAAGGACCAUCAAUCCAGUGUGACCUCAUGGCUACUUCCAACGCGCCCGCUGGGCAGUCAGAGACCAGACCAAAACUCUUCUAUGUCUCGUUGAACGACGAUGCUAAAUCGACCAUCAUCUUCAUGCAUGGACUGAUGAGCUGCCAUCUUGAAUACAGCUUGGUGGUCCCCUAUCUCAAAGACUACCAUCUUCUCCUAGUCGACCUCCCAGCCCACGCAGGGUCAAUCGACAUUAAACCAUUCAGCCUACCACUGGCGGCGGACCUCGUCGCCGACCUCAUUCGAGCACACGCCCAUGGAGGACGUGCUCACGUAGUUGGCCUCUCAAUGGGAGGAUUUACAGCUCUUGAGCUCGGCAAGUCCCACCCAGAGGUCGUUCAGUCUCUCUGGGUUACAGGAGCAGCACCGUUCGAAGGCUGGUUUAUAUGGAUGGCCCAACAUUCUGGCUUUGUAUACCACACCAUCAACAUACUGGUCAACUGGAUACCAACCUGGGCCAACCUCAAGAUCUCAACCUGGUCAGGUCUUCAAGUUUCUCCCGAACUGGUGGAUGCUCAGAGGAACAACCUGGAUAGGGACACGGUCAGGGAUGUGUAUACAAGUAUCUUGAACAUGACCUCGGAGGAAGUUGAAAAGAUCUCAGUGAGAACCUUGACGGUCGCGGGAGGUCGUCAGGAUCAAUUGGACGCUACGACCAAGAUGGGACAGGUUCUCAAGGUACAAAACCCUGCGAGCAAAGCCGUCGUUGUCAAGGAUGCAAUGCAUGCGUGGGAUCUACAGUUUCCAGAGCUUUUUGCAAAGGGCGUCAGGGCUUGGAUAGAGGAGGCGCCAUUGCCUGCUGAGUUUGUGGGCUUGUGAGAUCUACAGCUUAUAUAGCUACCUAGACUUAAUGUUUUAUACGAGUAUAUGUCCA